AUGGCUGAUGGAUGGUCUGCGGCUAAAUUCUUCGAAGCAUGGACCAAGUUGGCACGAGGAGAUGAAUUGGAGGAGAAUGAGAUGCCUUUCCAUGAUCGCACCAUAUUACGAUCAUCCGAACCACUUCUGCCUCCACGCUUUGAGCAUAUAGAGUUCACAAAACCACCACUCCUAUUAGGACACACUGUUGCCAAAGAGGAGCAGAUGAAAGAAACUUGUGCCACCAUAUUGAAAGUCACCAAAGAGCAAGUCGAGGGACUAAGGAAAAAAGCCAACGACAUCCCACAUCAAGACAUGGAAAUGGCACGAGCGAGUGAUAACACUCAACCAACAAGACUUUCCUUAGCGGUUGAUUUUCGUAGUCGCUUGAAGCCGUCUCUCCCCCCAGGAUACUUUGGAAACACAGUUCUUCCGACCGUAACCUCGAAAUGUGUCCAUGGCGACCUCUUGGCCAAACCACUUAGUUAUGCUGCUGGAAAAAUAAGGGAAGCCAUCGAACGUAUCACAGACGAGUAUAUAAGGUCUGCUCUUGAUUAUAUAACUAGCCAGGAGGAUGUGAGUGCUUUGAGGAGUAACUUCCAUAUUCGUGCAUACACAAAAACACCUAAUUUCUUAGGAAAUCCCAACGUUUAUAUUGGAAGUUGGAUUAAUUUGCCAUUUUAUGGUAUGGAUUAUGGAUGGGGAAAGCCAAUAUACGUCGGUCCAGGAUUAUUAAAUGAUGAUGGCAAGUCGUUCAUCAUGUCAAGUCCAACUGCUGAUGGAUCUCUCCUCAUAGCACUUCGUUUGCAAACAGAAUACAUGGAUUCUUUUAAGAAGCUCUUCUAUGAGGACAUGCCACGGUAA
Molecule: messenger RNA, 843 nt
Organism: Juglans regia (Persian walnut)
Lineage: Eukaryota; Viridiplantae; Streptophyta; Magnoliopsida; Fagales; Juglandaceae
Product: spermidine hydroxycinnamoyl transferase-like
Exons: 2
Coding region: 1-843 (280 amino acids)
Molecular function (GO): acyltransferase activity, transferring groups other than amino-acyl groups
Source: RefSeq, a predicted model, not a curated record